Saccostrea cuccullata (small rock oyster) is the source of this 2075-nucleotide messenger RNA. RefSeq names its product recQ-mediated genome instability protein 1-like. The transcript has 12 exons. Gene Ontology annotation, cellular component: nuclear body; RecQ family helicase-topoisomerase III complex. The record is from RefSeq and is a predicted model, not a curated record. Lineage: Eukaryota; Metazoa; Mollusca; Bivalvia; Ostreida; Ostreidae. Gene Ontology annotation, biological process: double-strand break repair via homologous recombination; resolution of meiotic recombination intermediates. Gene Ontology annotation, molecular function: nucleotide binding. The coding region runs from base 18 to 2066 and encodes 682 amino acids.
ACUGUUGAGACCCUGAGAUGAUUCCAUCGUCUGUACCUGCUGCUAAUGCUUGGCUGAAGUCCAGACACAUCCAUGUCCCGGGGGACUGGCUGGAGGCGUGUGUAGAUUGGAUUACUGAGGAAAAUCAGAGAGUCCAGCUCUCUCAGACACAGUUAAAUGGACUGAUUUUUGAGCAGUGGCUUCUUGCAGACCUGCAUGAGAUUGGAUCCAGCUGCCUACCAGAGCAUGUAACAUCCUCCAAGGAAGUCCAGAUUAAUGGGAUGUUUGCCCUGCAAGUAGAUUCCAUGGUGGAUGUUGGGAAGCCUUACUAUGGACAGUUACAGAGGGUUCAGGGAGCCAGCACAGGGAACAUGGAGGUUACAGCAGAACCCACUCCCCCGUGGGAACCUAAGCCAACUCGGAUGAUGUUGUUGAACUUGACAGAUGGGAAUUUCAAUGUACAGGGGAUGGAGUACAAACAGAUUCCUAGUCUGAACAACCAAAUAAAGCCAGGCUGUAAGAUCCUUGUGAGGGGUAGGGUGCGUUGUCGGCGGGGCAUACUGAUGUUGACAUCAGACAAUGUUACAGUGUUAGGAGGGGAGGUGGAUUCACUGGUGGAGAGUAACACACCACAGAGUGUCCUCAAACAAGAAAUGGAGCAAAGUCUACAGUAUUCUGGUAAAGAAUAUCAUCAGGAGUUCUCAGGAAGUGAUUCCAUGAGAGCCAAAAAGAAAAUAAAAGUGGAAUCCAUGUCAAAACCACAGCAGUCUGCAGUGAGGGGCAGGGCACCAGAACAAAGUACGAGGAAUGCAGCUGUCCCUAAACAGGAAGCCGUAAAAGUAGAGGAUGAGUGGGGAGAUGAUAUUGAGUUAGACAGUUUGUUGGAGGAGGAUUUUGACAUGGAUGCUGUCCCGCCCCCUCCUGCCACAGCGACCAAUCAAAAUUGUAGACAAUGGAAGACAAACGCUGCCUCAAAUAAACAGCCAUUUAAGACAGGUCCCCCAGAAUCUCAGACAUUGACACAAUAUCAAAGGCUUUCUUCUCAGUCAGUCCCUAACCCUGCUACAUCAGUGAGAGGAAACACAGGGUGUGAAGAUAGAAGUUUUCAAAGAGCAGAAGAAAGACAGAAAACUCAUGAUGGGCAUCUGCCUGUUAGAAAAACAAAUCUAAAAACAGAGGUGUGUAAUGCCUCCAAUAAUAGUGCUAAAUAUAGUGAUAACACUUUGACAGCUAGUCAGACUAUGGUGAAGACAAGUAUUCCUCAGAAGAAGAGGAUUAGUGGUCUUCCAGAUAACGCUGUUGUUGAUGAGGAGCUGUUUGAUGAUAUGGAUGAUUUUGACAUUAUAUCUGUUGGUGAUGGCUAUUCUGUUCCUCCAGCACCCUGCACUGGAUCACAGGGCACAAAUAAAAACACAGAUAAUAGGGAAACAAGUACAGCUAAAAAUCAACAGCAGCAGAAGUCAUUAUUGCCAGUCCAAAGGAAGAAAUUAUUUAACAGUCCCCAGCAAACUAUAAAGGAAGAGAAAGCUUCACAGCUGGUAAACAGUCAGAAAAUAUCUCCUCCAUGUGUAGCUCCAGCCAAAACUGUAAGGUUCCAGAGAGAAGAGAAAACAAAGGAAAAGCCCAUCUCUAUUGCCAUUACAAGUCCACUGAAAACAACACAACCCAUAAGAGACCAACAAACAAACAUUCCAGAGCUACCCUGUGAUGCCAAACCCUUCACCUAUCUGGCCUUUAUAAAGAAAAGAAUCCCUGUCAGUCAACCAAUCACCUUCAAAGUUAAAGCCUAUGUGUCCACACUUACAGACAAGCUAAGCAGGCCAGCAGGCAUUAAAUGGCAGUUACCAUGUAAAAUAAAUGACGGCUCAGCUGUGAUGGAUGUUAAUCUCUCAGACAAGGUACUUACUCAUCUAAUAGGUUUCUCUGCUCCAGAGACUAUGGAGAUGAAACAUAUGAAACCAGACAGUUUUCUAAUGAAAAAGCUAAAUAAAGUAAGUCCUAUCAGUAAUCAACUUUUCAGCAUAAAGUAUCAUGCAUCUUAUAAAUCUGUCAGUAUGAGGUUUUGUUAUAUCUUUCCUUUUCAAUGAUAUGAACUA